Zea mays is the source of this 1469-nucleotide messenger RNA. RefSeq names its product Peroxidase 64. Gene Ontology annotation, biological process: hydrogen peroxide catabolic process; response to oxidative stress. Lineage: Eukaryota; Viridiplantae; Streptophyta; Magnoliopsida; Poales; Poaceae. Bases 200 to 1195 code for a protein of 331 amino acids. Gene Ontology annotation, molecular function: peroxidase activity; heme binding. The record is from RefSeq and is a predicted model, not a curated record. The transcript has 3 exons.
GUGAACGGCAUAUUCAUGGAUAUAUGCACGCGCGUAUGGUAGGGAUCGAGCCUGCCGGCCGGCUCAGAUGUAGAUAUGAUAGGGGUGGCUUUUGCAUUUGCACGCAAAAACACUGACCAGCGGUAGCUAGCUUAGCUAGCUAGUACGUAGAGUUCUUCAUCCACAGUCGUCCACACCCCACCCGCGGGCCAGCACUUCAAUGGCGGCGGCGCCUCCUGCCGCAGAGGCAGCUCUUCUUCUCCUCCUAGCAUUACUGGCACUCGCCGCGGUGGCUCUGAGACGCGGCGAUGCGCUGAGCCUGGAUUUGUACGACGUGACCUGCCCGGAGGUGGAGGCGGCGGUGACGGCGGCCGUGCGGCAGGCCAUGGCCAACGACCGCACAGUGGCGGCCGGACUCCUCCGAAUGCAUUUCCACGACUGCUUCGUGAGGCAGGGCUGCGACGGCUCCGUUCUCCUGGACUCCACGGCCACCGUGACGGCGGAGAAGGACGGCCCGCCCAACGCGUCGCUGCACGCCUUCUACGUCAUCGACAACGCCAAGCGUGCCGUGGAGGCCCUCUGCCCCGGCGUCGUCUCCUGCGCCGACAUCCUCGCCCUCGCCGCAAGGGACGCCGUCGCGCUGUCCGGUGGUCCGUGGUGGGUGGUGCCCGUGGGGCGGCGGGACGGGCGCGUGUCCCUGGCCAACGAGACCACGGCGGCGCUGCCGGGGCCGACGGCCAGCUUCGACCAGCUGAAGCAGGCGUUCCACGGCCGCGGGCUGUCCACCAAGGACCUGGUGGCGCUGUCGGGCGCCCACACGCUGGGCUUCGCGCACUGCUCCUCCUUCCAGAACCGCAUCCUCCGAGCCCAGCAGGGCGUCGCCGCCGCCGACGACCCUUCCCUCAGCCCCUCCUUCGCCGCCGCCCUUCGCCGUGCGUGCCCCGCCAACAACACCGUCCGCGCCGCCGGCUCCGCCCUGGACGCCACCUCCGCGGCCUUCGACAACACCUACUACCGGAUGCUGCAGGCCGGCCGGGGCCUGCUCUCCUCCGACGAGGCGCUGCUCACGCACCCCAAGACGCGCGCCUUUGUCGCGCUCUACGCCGCGUCGCAGGAGGCAUUCUUCAGGGCCUUUACAAAAUCCAUGCUGCGGAUGGCCGGCCUCAACGGAGGCCAAGAGGUGCGAGCCAACUGCAGGCGAGUUAACCCAUCAUGAUCCAUCCUAUCCAUGAUGCCAUCAUCAUUCCAUUCCAUUCUCGUCCUCCGAUCCUCCUCGUCUAUACACUACUACUAGUAUAUUAAUUGUACUAUUGUACUGUACGUACUGCCUCCUCUGCCUGUACCAUUAUAUUAUACAGUAUUCGUCGUCCGCACGUAUUUGCAUCGCAUCCAGUGCCAGUACUCGAUCCGGCGUGUGGGGGCUGGGCUGGCUAUAUACAUGCAUAUAACAUGCUACCUCUAUUCUCAAUAUAUUUUGUCCCUUAGUUUAA